UAAAGACUCUCUCUUCUUCACUUCGCGAACUCACACAAAUCUCUCUUCGUUAAAAACCCAUUUUUGUAUCGUUGUUGUAAAGCUACAUUUACUACUACGAGGAAGAAGAAGAAGAAGAGGAAGCAGAACAGAGUUUUUUUGUUUUGUUUAUUGAAAUGGAGAAAAAACAAGGCUUUUUCUCAGCUCUCAGAGACGAAGUUGUGAGAGGUCUUUCGCCGUCACGAUCCAGGACAAGGUCUCGUUCCGCUAGUCCUGCUCGUUCUAAUUCGCCCAUGUCAGCUCUCACUUGGGGGAGAAAGAACUUCACCGGAGGAGGAGACGUCGGCGGCGGAGGAUACUAUUUGGCGCAACCGGAGCAGUUAAUCGGGAGAUCCGGGAGUUUGAGACCUGUAAUGGAAGGUCCUGAUCCAGAUGAAGGAGGAGGAGCUGGUAAUAUUGGAGAAUCUAAACGACUCGGGUCGGGUUUAGGCCAUUGGGUUAAAGGCCAGCUUUCUCGUGCUCCGUCUGUCGCUGCGACGGCGGCUUAUCGGAGAAAUGAUCUGAGACUUCUUCUUGGAGUAAUGGGAGCUCCUCUUGCUCCUAUUCAUGUCUCUUCCUCUGAUCCUUUGCCUCACCUCAGCAUCAAAAACACUCCAAUCGAAACAUCAUCUGCUCAGUAUAUUCUUCAACAGUACACUGCAGCUUCCGGUGGUCAGAAGCUACAGAACUCCAUUAAAAACGCUUAUGCCAUGGGGAAACUCAAGAUGAUCACCUCAGAGCUUGAAACGGCUACUAGAACUGUUAGGAAUCGAAACCCAUCCAAGGCUGAGACCGGAGGUUUUGUUCUUUGGCAAAUGAAUCCAGAUAUGUGGUAUGUUGAGCUAGCUGUUGGUGGUAGUAAGGUUCGUGCUGGCUGUAACGGCAAGCUCGUGUGGCGACACACUCCUUGGCUUGGUUCUCAUACCGCCAAAGGACCCGUGAGGCCUCUUCGCCGUGGACUUCAGGGACUAGAUCCGAGAACAACUGCUGCAAUGUUUGCGGAUGCGAAGUGUAUAGGAGAGAAGAAGGUGAAUGGAGAAGAUUGCUUUAUUUUGAAGCUAUGCACUGACCCUGAAACUCUUAAGGCGAGGAGCGAAGGACCAGCUGAGAUCAUAAGGCACGUUCUCUUUGGCUACUUCAGUCAGAAAACAGGACUCUUAGUUCACAUUGAGGAUUCACAUUUGACCCGGAUCCAGUCCAACGGUGGAGAUACUGUUUUCUGGGAGACCACGUACAACUCAUCCUUAGACGAUUACCGCCAGGUCGAAGGGAUCAUGAUUGCUCACUCAGGACAUUCGGUUGUGACCCUUUUCAGAUUUGGGGAAGUGGCGAUGAGCCACACUAGGACAAAGAUGGAAGAAAGCUGGACGAUUGAGGAAGUUGCGUUUAACGUUCCUGGUCUGUCCCUCGAUUGCUUUAUACCACCAGCUGACCUCAAGACUGGUUCUUUAACCGAAUCUUGCGACUACCCACAAGAGGAAAGAGGGAAGAACAACAACCUCGCAUUGACUGCAGCGCACAGGGCCAAAGUUGCCGCCUUGGAGAAUGGGAGCUUUGAAGAUCACCGCCCGGUUUGGCAUACUGAUGUCUAACGUUUAAAGAGAGCUUAUGACUAAAACAACCCUUGAAGGUAGCAUUAGCCGAUGAUGACUUUCAGAUGGAAAAAAGAUCAGGUGCAAUGUGUUCAUACGCCGGUAACUUAAGCUAACCCCUUUUAAGCAGCUUUAUUGAUUAGGAAUCAGGUUUGUUAGCAUAACAGAUGAUUCACGGGUUCAAACCGAACUCGAACGGAUCAUCCUUUUUUACUCUGAAUCUCAAGUGAAUGAGAUGGAGUUUUGGAUUUGGUUUUACUUAUCUUUCAGUUUGGGUUUAUUUUUUAAAAAAUUCUCACCUUCAAUAUUUUUGAGUAAGGUGAAGGCAAGAGAAGGAGAAUUGCCCUGCUUUACUUGUAGUUUCUACCAAUUAAGUGGUUAUGUUAAAAUCAACCCCUCUCUAACUAGGAAUCUUGAAUUUGUUCAUCUAUCUUUUUCAAUUCCAUGGAGAUAAGUUUGUCUCUUUUUGCUUUU
Capsella rubella is the source of this 2084-nucleotide messenger RNA. RefSeq lists its product as uncharacterized. The record is from RefSeq and is a predicted model, not a curated record. The coding region runs from base 156 to 1610 and encodes 484 amino acids. Lineage: Eukaryota; Viridiplantae; Streptophyta; Magnoliopsida; Brassicales; Brassicaceae. The transcript has 3 exons.